Molecule: messenger RNA, 1254 nt
Organism: Nematocida major
Lineage: Eukaryota; Fungi; Microsporidia
Exons: 1
Coding region: 1-1254 (417 amino acids)
Source: RefSeq, a predicted model, not a curated record
AUGGAUCGAUCAAUAAAUCAGCAGUUUAUAGGACAGAGACGCAUGCUGUGGACAGUUGCUAGCGUGGCAUUGCUUGUGCUAGUGGAGGGGGCAAGAGCAGCCGCAGAUAAUUUUGGCAAAGGUGGCGCAAAUCCCAUUGAAAGCGCUCCAAAUGGGCUUCUGGAGACCAUUUGGUUCUCUCUUGCAAAGUUUACUGCGGUGUUCAACGCGUCAAUGGGAUACUUGCUGUCGUUCAAGGCCAUCAACAACGCAAUGAAGGGCGGGAUUCUAAACAUCGGCAUCUGCGCCAUGCAGGCAAUUUUUUCUUUGCUUUUCCUGUUCAACUACCAGAAGAAAAGCGAAGAGCUGUACAAGCCUUCUGAGCUCGAGAUAAACGCUCUGAGCGAAAAGGUAGCAGAGGAGCAGCAGCCAGUCCGGGCGCGCACCAAAAACACGCUGCUGCAAAAAUACUUGGACACCCCGCUGUUUGAAGAGGUGCGUGACUCUCAAGAAAGCAAGCCCAAGCAUGAAAAAACAAAGCGCUCCUACCUGGACACGGCGCAGGGUUAUGUUAUCAGCGCAUUCAAAAUCUUCUCUAUCUGGGCAAUUAUAUUUGUCUACAUAGUCUCUCUGUUCAAGGCGGCCUCGUUUGUGGGCAUGCUCGGAUUUGUUGGGUUUGACAGGCUUAUUAUGGCUGGAGAGCUUUCCAAGUUUUUUCUGGAGAAAAUACCAGGCGUUGCAGGCCUCCUGCACGUCUUCCAAAGCAUAAACACCUUUGCAGUCUCCCCGCAGGGAACCAUUAUGAACGGGUGCCUUAUGUUCUUUGGGCGAGCGCUUGCAGAAUACUGCUACAUUCUUUCCAAGGAGGACGAGAAAGAAAAAGUGGCUUCUCUGUACAAGAAGAACGGCUCUAUUGUUGCAAACAUAGUGAUACGAGGGAUCUUCCUCUAUCUUAUUGUGACGUACAACAUAACGAUUCUUCUUAUGUUCAUGGAGCCCAUUGUGGAGUUUCUGCUCUCGAAACAGGUCGGGGAUUGGAUAAUAGAACUUCUCGUUGCCGGUAUUGAGACUCCUGACAUGAUCAGAAGAGACGUGGGCAAGAAUGCGAGCUUCAAGCGAGAGUGGAAGAUCUGCCUCUUUGUCCGCAUGCUUGGUGCAAUGGUUGCCUUCAGCUACAUGCUCUAUGCAACGAACUUGAUCUUGCUCGCAAACCCAGGUAUAGUUGGAGACAUAAAGAGCGCGGUUUCCCGCAUGAGAGCCUUUAUUCCGGCGUAG